This is a messenger RNA of Plodia interpunctella (Indianmeal moth), 1688 nucleotides long. Its product is annotated as L-threonine ammonia-lyase-like. Gene Ontology annotation, biological process: L-serine catabolic process; L-threonine catabolic process. The transcript has 10 exons. Gene Ontology annotation, molecular function: threonine deaminase activity; L-serine ammonia-lyase activity. Lineage: Eukaryota; Metazoa; Arthropoda; Insecta; Lepidoptera; Pyralidae. The record is from RefSeq and is a predicted model, not a curated record. Bases 309 to 1586 code for a protein of 425 amino acids.
AUUUAAAAAUUUUUCAGACAAUGUGUGAAAUCCAUUGAAAUAAACUCUUUUUUUUUUCUAUGCACACUAAUUUUUUGUUGGUACUAGAAUCAUGCUAAAAUACAUACAAUGCAUAAAUACAACAAAAAUCUUGCAAAAGCAACAAACUCAACUCUGUACAACUAUCCUUUGUUCUUUUUUGUUGAUCUAUGAUUAUUCUACUAUCACUGACUGAACAUCAGACUUGUUAUGUCAUCAAUAAAUUAAAAUAAUAUUUCUACAACAAAAACAACUGUUUUCUAAAUUAAAAGUAAAUGUAGUUAACAAAUAUGGAUAGCUUCAAUAAUUUUUCUGAUGAUACCCUGCAUCUUUUAACUUUUAAUGAAAUUAAACACGCAGCUGAAAGGAUAGAAGGGGGCAUAAUACACACGCCAUUAUGUGAAGCUAAACUUAGUAAACAUAUGGAUUACAAUAUCUAUUUGAAAUGUGAAAACCUUCAAUAUACAGGAAGUUGCGCUGAGCGUGGUAUCCGCAACGCCUUUAUAGCGAACGCCGACAUAGCAAAGAUGGGGGUAGUCGUACCUUCCAACGGGAAUCUCGCCUACGCUGCCGCUUAUCAUGGCGGUAUCCUGGGAAUUCCGGUGACGGUUGUGCUGCCGGAUCGGACGCCGCCUGCGCAGGCGCAACGCUACUCUGAGCUGGGCGCAGACGUCAUGUUGUGCGGGGACCACAUCGACGAUGCCAUCGGCUUUGCCAAGAAGAUUUCGCAGGAUACCAAACAACUAUUAAUACUUCCUGAUGAUCCGCUACUGAUGGCUGGACUGGGCACGGUGGGUUUAGAGAUCAUCACACAGCUCCCAGAGACUGACGCCGUCAUAGUCCCGGCGGCGUCGGGCGCUUUGCUUGCAGCCAUCUUAGUGGCUUGUAAAAAACUCAAAUGCUCUUGCUUGGUCUAUGGUGCAGAAUGCGCUAAGGUGCCGAAGAUGAUGAAGGCUUUGCAAGCCGGGCGCCCCGUGACCGUGCCCGUGCAGCCGAACCUAGCAGACGGCCUCAACUUCUCCACGGUGGGCUCCAACGCCUUCGCCACCAUCAGGGGCCGUCUAGACAGAAUGUUGGUGGUAGAUGAAUCGUACAUAGCUCGUGCGAUAAUCAACGUGCUGGAGCGAGAGCGACUGGUGGCGGACGGCGCUGGUGUGUGCUCCAUCGCGGCCGUCAUGCAAGGGCUGGUGCCAGAGUUGAGAGGAAAACGUGUCGUGUGCGUAAUCAGCGGCGGCAACAUAGACUGCGGUCGCCUGUCGAGGACCAUCCAGCGUGGGCUGGGCGCCAGCGGGCGGCUGCUGCGCUUCGCGGUCGCGGUGCCCGACCACCGGCACGGCUUGGAGAACAUCGCCAAAGUCAUCUCCGACCAGAACGCGGUGCUCAAGAGCUUGGUCACCGAGCAGAUGUGGGUGCACACCGAUGUUGGAACUACUUGGGCUAAUGCUGUAGUAGAAAUGUCCAGUGAAGAACAUAUUUCAGCCUUCAAAGACCAUCUGCGAAGUGUGUACCCCAAUGUGAGAUUCACAGUUAAUGAUCUUGAAGAUAGGCAUAAAAUCAAUGGACGAUAGUUAUAAUUCUCUAUCUCUAUAUGUUAUUGUUUCUAUAAGAUCUUAAUAUAAAAUUAUUUUCAUGUGAUGUGUGAAAAAAAAUAAUAAAAAACAGAUUUAAGA